AUGGAUUCGAUGCAAACAUCUCCGGAAAAAGUAAGCGACGCCGAAUCAGUGCAAAAAGAACAAGAACUCAUGAACAAUGCCCGUAUCGCUUCCAUGGUGACUCAAGAACAAGUGCUUAGUGAUAAUGUGGCAAGAAAACGCAGAAAAUUCACGAAAAAACGAAGUACAAGUGCAGGCAGACGGGAACCGACGCCGGCUAGAAUCGUGGACGACAAAAACACGACGUCGGACGAUGAAGUGCCCAAACCGCGACCGAAAACGCCCGAACGAAGAAAAAGAACGCUUACUAGAUCUGCUGAUAAGCGAAGAGCGCAUAGCGAAUCGGAAUCGGAAAUGCAUGGUAUUUCGAUAAUAGACCCCAGUUAUCUCACAGCCAACGGAAAGACUGUCCAGAAAAGCUACAGUAUCCCGAAAAACUACCAAGAGGACGCCAAGAAACGAGGCAGCAUAACUGAUAUAGCUCAAACCGAAAUACUAUCGUUUAUAAACAAAACUAGAAAAAGCAUAACGAACGCGGCUAUACGCGGACGAGACAGAUUCAGAAAGGAUAAAGAAAGAGUCAAGCGAUCUCAGUCCGCCCCCAACCAAAUUACUGAAGAAGAACUUGUUGAAAGUUUUCGUAAGGCGCAACUAUUGAGCGCCGAAAAUGUUCCCAAAUACCGAAAAUACUCUGAUGAUGCUAGUUAUAGAUCUGUUACUCCGGAGGUGCCACCGGAACCAAAACAAUUUAGACCUGAGGUACAAGAAUUCGUGCGGCAAAGAAAGCAGCAAAGAGAAUUUUCUUCAAAAAUAGUUGAAGUUUUGGAUCCUAAAACAUCCAAGGUAGUAUCCAGAAAAGCUUUUAUAAAACCCACACUCAAAUUCAGAGAACUCUUCCAUAUUCUAAAAAUGUUCACAAUACCAGAGAUCUACAGAAACUAUAGGGCGUACAAAGUUGAAAUGAAAGAUGAGUAUAAUCGAAUAUGGAGGCUAUGGAACAAAUGCAUGUGCGAAAUACUAAUAAUAAUGAUUUAUUGCGGUUUAGGAGGAUUUAUAUUUAGAUUUACUGAAGGGAGUUUCGAGAACUUCUAUAAAUGCGGGGUGAAGAGAGUCAAGAGAGAUUUUAUCGAUCAAUUGUGGGCUAAAAGUCACAAUUUAAGGGAGGAAGAUUGGAAGUCUUUAGCCCGGAUGAAGCUUAGAGGCUUUGAGGAUGAGCUUCAUGUAGCACACGAAGCUGGAAUGACUAGUUAUAGCGGUCAAAGGUCUUGGAGCUUUUUAAAUGCUGUAGUUUAUUGUAUUACAGUGGUAACUACAAUUGGUUAUGGACAUAUCUAUCCCACUACGACAACGGGAAGGGUAUUAACUAUAGUCUAUUCUAUUAUUGGAAUUCCAUUGUUCCUUAUAGCUCUUACAGAUUUUGGUAAACUUUUUACCAGGGCCAUCAAAUUUAUAUGGUCCUUUGUGCGGAGACUGUACUACACUGGUAGCUGUCGAAGUAUGAGAAAAACUGCACAAGUACAGGAAAUCUUCAAAGGAGCCCAAAUGAUGUACGAUAUUGCAACGUUCCGUCGCUCAUCACAAGUUGUGGAUCCAGAAAAUCCGAUUGCGUUUCAAGUGGGAUCUCCGGGGAGCCAUCCAGACGAAACACCCACGACUCCAGCACUUUCCAACUAUGAAAUCGACGACGAAUUUAAUUUGCCCAUAUCAGUGGCCAUAUUUAUACUUCUUCUCUACAUAUUUUUGGGAGCUUUAAUAUAUUGCGCCUGGGAGCACUGGGAUUUCUUUGCCUCGUUUUAUUUUGUUUUCAUAUCAAUGUCUACCAUUGGCUUCGGAGAUUUCGUUCCAAGGCAUCCUAUUUGCAUGAUUGUUUCCAUUGUUUACUUAGUUUUUGGACUUGCGUUAAUGUCCAUGUGCAUCAACGUUGUCCAGGUUAAAUUGACCAACACUUUUAAGCAGGCCUCUGUGAAAAUUGGCGCCACCAUGGGGUUGACCGUCGACGAGGACGGAAGUGUUUGCACCAUACCACCGGAAGGCGUCGAAAUGCCGGAAGUACAUGAUAAUAAUACGUUACAAGUGCCAACUGAGGAUAGUGGCAUUAAAGUUAAAGACAGUUAA
This is a messenger RNA of Brassicogethes aeneus, 2094 nucleotides long. The record is from the annotation of a GenBank genome assembly. Lineage: Eukaryota; Metazoa; Arthropoda; Insecta; Coleoptera; Nitidulidae.